Fraxinus pennsylvanica is the source of this 666-nucleotide messenger RNA. The record is from the annotation of a GenBank genome assembly. NCBI's taxonomy places the organism in Eukaryota, Viridiplantae, Streptophyta, Magnoliopsida, Lamiales, Oleaceae.
AUGUGUGAAACUGUUAAAGAAGUUUGGGAUAUUCUAACAACCACACACGAGGGUACCAAAACUGUUAAGAAUUCUAAGCUGCAGAUGUUAACCACUAAGUUUGAAGAGAUUAGAAUGAAGGACGAUGAAUCGUUUGAUGAAUUCUAUGCGAAAUUGAAUGAUAUAGUUAACUCUAUCUUUAAUUUAGAUGAAAGGAUCCCCGAGACCAAAAUCGUUAGAAAAGUUCUUAGAUCGUUGUCCGAAAACUUUAGACCUAAGGUUAUUACAAUAGAAGAGAGCAAGAACUUAGAUACCGUUAAAAUUGAAGAACUCGUAGGAUCACUUCAAACUUAUGACCUCACUGUUUCCCAACUUAAAAGGGUUAAAUCCAUUAUCAUGAACACCAUUAGAAAAGAGGAGAGCGAGUACACUGAUACUGAGACCCUUAAGGAUGACAAAAUUCCUUAUUUCAUUAAAAAAUUUCAGAAGGGCUAUGGUCACUAUAGGAAUGAAUAUCCUAACUUGAAAAUGAGUUCUAAUAUUGGCAUAUGUAAGACUUUAGCUGUGACAUUAAGUGAUGAUGAAUCAAAUUCUAGUGCUCGAAGUGAUACAUUUGGUGAAGAAGAUAAUCAAAGGCUCAUGGCAUUUGCAUCUAUAGCUACUACAGAGUCUGAUAAAGAAAUUUAG